This is a messenger RNA of Arachis duranensis, 1542 nucleotides long. RefSeq names its product L-type lectin-domain containing receptor kinase VII.1. Gene Ontology annotation, biological process: protein phosphorylation. Gene Ontology annotation, cellular component: plasma membrane. Lineage: Eukaryota; Viridiplantae; Streptophyta; Magnoliopsida; Fabales; Fabaceae. The record is from RefSeq and is a predicted model, not a curated record. The coding region runs from base 805 to 1542 and encodes 245 amino acids. The transcript is spliced from 4 exons. Gene Ontology annotation, molecular function: ATP binding; protein kinase activity.
ACCCUAAUCCCUUAUCCUGCCCAAGCCCAAAUUCAAGGCUAACGGUGAAAUGGUGAAGUAAUUUGCAGCCUCCUGGGAUUCUCCCAAACUCACUCGAUCAUGCUCAAACCUGGAAAGAAGGGAUGUUCUCGGUGAUACAAUUCAUCAAUUUCCAGAUUCAAAGUCGCAAUCUUUCGAGAAUUUACAGGAACUUACAGCAGGUAAAGUGGCUGCUAAUCUUAAAAGCCCCAGGUCUGUGAUGACUCACUGCAGUGCUGAUAGAGUUAUGUUGAGAAGGCAUUCCUCAAGCCAAGUUCUUCCUUAUGGAAGUAAGAGACUUUGGUGCAAGAUGUUUCUCUGGAGCCAUAGGAACAUACAUAGAGCUAUUUCAAGCAAAUCAACACAGGUGAAUCCUGGUGUGGCUGUAACGCACAAUCCAUACGGGUACUCUUCCGACACCCUUGAACCGAAGCACAAGCAGUCACCAGGAAAUGUGGAAUGGUAAGUAGUAUUGUAUUCCAUUCAUUACGAUUAAUCACACGAAACCUUACCAGUUACCAAUUACGAACGUGAGUGUGAUUCAGAAGAGAGACGAGAGGAUAUUUCGGUUGAGUAAGAACAAGGCUUCUUCGAAAUCUGCAGCUGAUACAAGAUUUGAGUUCUGAUUCUCUCAUUUUAAGGCUCUUCAGAGGCGGCGCAGAGGUGGCAGUGAAGCGAAUAUCACAAGAGAAUGACGGCGUGAGAGAGUUCCUAGCAGAAAUUUCAAGCCUUGGAAGAUUGAAGCAGAGAAACUUGGUUGCUCUGAGAGGAUGGUGCAAGAAAGACAUGGGAAAUUUCUUGUUAGUUUAUGAAUACAUGGAUAAUGGGAGUUUGGAUAAGAGAGUGUUUUGUGAUGAGAGCAUGAUGCUGAACUGUGAAGAGAGAAUAAGAAAUAUCAAAGGUGUGGCCUUUGCUGUGUUGUAUUUGCAUGAAGGUUGGGAAGAACAAGUUCUGCAUAGGGACAUCAAAGCCAGCAAUGUGUUACUUGAUAAGGAUAUGAAUGGAAAGCUUGGAGACUUUGGAUUAGCAAGAAUGCAUAGCCAUGGCCAAGUUGCUAGCACAAGAAAGUUGGUUGGAACAGUUGGUUACAUGGCUCCAGAAGUGAUCAAGACCGGACAAGCCUUGACUCGCACGGAUGUGUUCAUGUUUGGAAUCUUGAUUUUAGAGGUCAUGUGUGGAAGGAGGCCUAUGGAAGAAGGUAAGCCACCUCUUGUGGAGUUUGUGUGGGGACUAAUGGUUAAAGGGGAACUAAUGAAUGCACUUGAUGAGAGGUUAAGUGCUAAAGGAGACUUCAAUCUGCAACAAGUUGAGAAGGUUCUUCAGUUGGGAUUGUUGUGUGCAUACCCUGAACCAAAAUCAAGACCAAACAUGAGACAAGUUGUGAGUAUUUUAGAAGGGAACAAUGAGGGAGGAGAAGAAUCAGAGAAUGAGAAUGCGGAUACUUGUUUAAGGCCACAUUCCAUAAUAUUGAAUGACUACAGUGACAUGUUAAAAGUACCCAAGGGAUGGGAAGCUCUUUGUUAA